This is a messenger RNA of Danio aesculapii, 963 nucleotides long. Its product is annotated as olfactory receptor 10A3-like. NCBI's taxonomy places the organism in Eukaryota, Metazoa, Chordata, Actinopteri, Cypriniformes, Danionidae. Gene Ontology annotation, biological process: G protein-coupled receptor signaling pathway. The transcript has a single exon. Gene Ontology annotation, cellular component: membrane. The record is from RefSeq and is a predicted model, not a curated record. Gene Ontology annotation, molecular function: G protein-coupled receptor activity; olfactory receptor activity. Bases 1 to 963 code for a protein of 320 amino acids.
AUGUCAGUGGAAAACACCAGCUUUGUAAAGGAUUUUGUCAUAGUCGGCUUUCCUGGACUUCAGCCUCAUUAUUAUGGCCUUGUAUCGGCACUUCUCUUCUUUGUUUAUUUAUUAACCCUUAUGGAAAAUGCUGUGUUUUUCACAUUGUUUGUAAUAACAAAGAGCCUUCAUAGGCCUGUAUAUUACUUUGUUAUAAAUCUAGUUGUGUGUGACGUACUAUUCAGCACCACAAUGUUACCAAAGAUAAUUAGUAAGUAUUGGUUUCAAGAUGGAACCAUUUCAUUCUUGGGUUGUUUUGUUCAGAUGUUCUUUGUGAAUUAUUUAGGUGGUGUUAUUUCAAAUGUUCUGGCAGUAAUGGCUAUAGAUCGCUAUGCAGCAAUCUGUUACCCACUGCAAUAUCACAACAUCAUGACAAAUAGAAAUAUGCUCAUUUUGAUUCUUGGCUGUUGGAUAUUGAGUUUAGCAGGACCCCUAAUGCUAGUCAUCCGUGCUUACCCUCUCCCUUACUGUGCAGAAAACAGCAUUAUACACUGUUACUGUGAGCAUGUGUCUGUUACAACACUCGCAUGUAGUGACAGAUCACUGUAUAGUAUUCCAGCCCUCAUUUAUGCCCUUGUAGUGCUGAUGGGAUCCUUUGCUAUCAUUGUUUUUUCUUACUGCUCCAUCUUUGUAGCAGUUAUGCGAAUUUCAGGUAAUCAAGGAAGAAUGAAGACUUUCUCCACCUGCAGUCCUCAUCUCAUCAUAAUUGCUCUCUAUUUUAUACCCAAGUGUUUCUUGUAUUUGUUUGGCAACAUUGGUAUAAAGUUCAGCACUGAUUUGCGAUUACUCAUUAAUGUGAUGUCUAACUUGCUUCCACCCAUGAUAAAUCCCCUCAUUUAUUGUUUGAGAACAGAAGAGAUCAAAAAGAUUUUAAAACGACCAUUUCAAAAUAAACAAAUCGGCAUUCCUUUACAGCUCCUCUAA